Cynara cardunculus var. scolymus (artichoke) is the source of this 1072-nucleotide messenger RNA. Its product is annotated as F-box/kelch-repeat protein At3g06240-like. NCBI's taxonomy places the organism in Eukaryota, Viridiplantae, Streptophyta, Magnoliopsida, Asterales, Asteraceae. Bases 1 to 1050 code for a protein of 349 amino acids. Gene Ontology annotation, molecular function: protein binding. The record is from RefSeq and is a predicted model, not a curated record. The transcript has a single exon.
AUGGCAAAGUCUGUAAAGGAAUUGCCAAAUUCCGGAAUGCAUCUUUCAUAUGAGAUCAUCUUCAUGAUACUUGUAAGGUUGCCGACGAAAUCCUUGCUAAAGAUGAAGCGGGUUUGUUCCCAAUGGCGUUCCAUAAUCUCUGAUCCUCGUUUCAUCAAAGCACACCUCGAUGCAGUAAAUGACGAACGCAACAAUCAUCUUACAAGGUAUCUUCAUUGGCCUCCGUUGAUGAGAUCUAUAGGAUUAGAAGAUGAGGAUCAGGGGUAUGAAUAUACUUUUCCUGUGACAAAAUUUUCAGACAAUGCAGAGAUUUUAGGUUCUUGUAACGGAUUGAUUCUAUUAGGUGAUGAUGAUCGUACUUACUACUUGUGGAACCCUUCAACUCGGUUGUUGAGAAAAUUUGAUGGUCCUUCUCUAUUUAGAGGAGAAUUUAGGAACUUCGGAUUUGGUUACGAUUCAACUACUAGUGCAUACAAGGUUGUAAGGAUCGUGCGUGUUACCAGUCAUAAGGUGGGAUUGAGGCCUCCUGAAAAUAAGAAAUACUGUUAUGAUGCAACUAGUGCCAACGUGUAUAAUUGCAAGACUAACCGUUGGAAGAAGAUUGAAGAUUUCCCAUAUGUCAUCUUCGAAAAUUCCCAGGGAGUAGUUGUAAACGGGGUCCCACAUUGGGUGAUGUUUCGGGAUCAUCAUGGUGAAGAUGAUGCUAUAGAUCUUGUCAUCGUAUACUUUGAUUUGGCGGAGGAAAAAUUCAAAGAGAUCCCAAACCCCAAUUGGUUAGUGCACUCCUCUUCGUUUGAAUUUGGUGUUCUUGAUGGACGAUUAUGUUUUAUUCACCAGACCAAACGACAAAAUGAAGUAUGGGUUAUGCAAGAGUAUGGGCAAGAUUCUUGGACUGAUAUAUCUUCUGAAGUCGAUAUCGAUAGUGUUUGUAUCACAGGCUGGAAAUCUGGCAAUACAGUUAUGUACAGUAGAGGUCCGAAGUUCUUUGAUGCAGUAAGAUAUGUUGAGAGCUUAGUCUCUCCCCAUGGUGGGAGUGAUAUGAUUGGAUGAGAUCAUAGCGAAUGGAUGGACC